Molecule: messenger RNA, 1195 nt
Organism: Colletotrichum navitas
Lineage: Eukaryota; Fungi; Ascomycota; Sordariomycetes; Glomerellales; Glomerellaceae
Exons: 3
Coding region: 155-1060 (301 amino acids)
Source: RefSeq, a predicted model, not a curated record
UAAGGCUCUUGGCGGGGUUCACGAGAUUCGUCAGUUCUAUCGAUGUGCACGUCGGCUUACAAACUUCUUUCUCAGCCAAGUGACGCUACUCGUGCAACGGGUCCCGUUCUUCCAUUAUUGUCCUACGUGUGACCGCCAUCAAAUCGAUUCAACAAUGUCCACCGCCGGCCUCGACCUCGCCCAACGCCUGAGGGAUCGGAGACCGAUCCCGAAGCCGGUCCCGGCUUACCUUCCGACUGCCGGCUCCGUGCUCACGGUUGAUAGAGCGUUGUACAACUGUGCCCAACGAGCCCCGCGUGUCCUGCUCGAAGAGUUUACGCUGCCGAUUCGGUCCGGGAAAGCAUGGAAAGCACCGGCAGGCUCAAUCGUGAGGAUCAGCACUCCAGAAGGACCCCAAGUAGGCGACCUGAACAUCUGGAACGCACACAAUCCCCGCGAGCGCUUCUGGGCGAGCCGAACGAAGCAGCUUCACGCGAGUCACGUCUCGACCGGUGAUCGGCUGUGGUCGAGCCUGCCCUACAUGCGGCCUCUGGCGACCAUCAUCAAGGACACACUAGAAUGGUACGGCGAGGACGAGCAUGGAGGACGCGUGCACGAUCUCCUGGGCACACGCUGCGACCCGUACAUCAACACGGUCCUCACUGGCGGCAGCUAUGAUUUCCAAUGCCAUUCCAACUUGACCCGGGCAGUAUUGCCGUAUGGAUUGAACGAGGGCGACGUCCAUGAUGUGAUCAAUAUUUUCCAGGUCACGGGGCUGGACGAGAAGGGACGCUAUUUCAUGAACCCUUGCCCAGCACAGCCCGGAGACCACAUCGAGUUCCUGGCGGAGCAGGACUUGCUGAUGGCAUUAAGUACUUGCCCCGGCGGCGACUUAUCGCUCUGGGGUUUUGGAGAGGACAGCGAGGAGGAGAUGAUCAAAUGCUGUAGACCGCUAAAGGUCGAGGUCUUCCGGCUGGAAGACGAGCACCUUUUGGAACGUGGCGGGUGGAAACCUACUGAAGCUUCGCAAUACAAGGGCAGGCACGGAAUGAACAUUCCUCUAGGGGAAGUUCGCAACUGAGGUUCUGCCCUGACGUCUGCUUCAGAGGUAUUUCUCUUUGCUGCCAGGCUUUGGUAAAGGAGAAUGGCUUGCGAGGAAGACAUGGGUAUUGUGAGAUACCCGCCUAGAGCCUAAAAUUGCUCAACUUCAAGUGUA